UCACUCUGACACAAGUUGUUUCCUGUGCACUUGCUCAGUCGCUCUGCACCAGUAAAAACAUGGCCAUACGCAGAAAAGACAGCUUCCUCUGGGGAAAAGCUCCACCACCGAUUCUGUCCCCGGCUGAGAGGAGGCCGAAUGAAACCUUGAAGUUGCUGGAUGACAUUCAGAAGUUGAGGCUGGAGAUCGAUCACAUCAGACCUGAAAUCCACAGCUCUGAGCAGACUAAAACUGUGGUGAGGAACAGAAGAUUCCUACGAGGAAAAAAGAAAUUCAACAUGGACCCCAAAACUGGUUUCAAUUACCUGGUUGAAAAUGAGCUGCUGGAGUGGCGAGCAGUGUCUGUGGCCGAGUUUCUUUACAAAGAGGAGGGACUUAACAAGACGGCUAUUGGAAAUGUUCUGGGGGAGAGGGAGAAGAUGCAUCUGGAGAUACUGAAAGCCUUUGUGGAGUUGCAUGAAUUCUCAGACCUGAAUCUGGUGCAGGCGCUAAGGCAGUUUCUGUGGAGCUUUCGUCUCCCAGGAGAAGCUCAGAAGAUUGACAGGAUGAUGGAGGCGUUUGCAACUCGCUACUGUGACUGUAACCCAGGGGUCUUCCAGUCCACAGACACCUGCUACAUCCUGUCCUUCGCCAUCAUCAUGCUCAACACGAGUCUCCACAACCCCAGCGUGAAGGAGAAACCCAGUCUGCAGCUAUUUGUUUCAAUGAACAAAGGCAUCAACAACGGGGAGGACCUGCCCUCCGAGCUGCUUGCGAAACUGUAUGCGAGCAUCCGCAGCGAGCCGUUUAAAAUCCCAGAGGAUGACGGGAACGACCUGACGCUGACGUUUUUUAAUCCAGACAGAGAGGGCUGGCUAGUUAAAAUGGGUGGCCGUGUUAAAACGUGGAGGAGGAGGUGGUUUAUUUUGACAGACAGCUGCCUCUACUACUUUAAAUACACCACAGAUACAGAUCCGAUUGGAAUUAUUCCUCUGGAGAACCUGAGCAUCAGGAAGUCACAAGACACAAGUAAACCGUAUUGUCUGGAGUUAUAUAAUACGAAAGGACAAAAGAUCAAGGCCUGCAAGACGGAGAACAAAGGCCGUGUGGUGCAGGGUAAACACCAGUCCUAUAAGCUGAGCGCCACAAGCGAAGAAGAACGGGACAACUGGUUGGACGCCAUCAGGGCAAGUGUCACCAAGGCUCCUUUUUAUGACCUGGUGUCUUCACGUAAGAGGCGGCUCAUCAACAACACGUCUUCAUAGGACUGAAACAGACCUCAUGGGAAACGAUUGGUCCAUGGACAUGUUUUUAUUGAUGAAACAUUCUUGGCUUUUAUGACACAGAUUGUUCAGGAAAAACUCAAACUGAAUUACACAGCUUUUCUCAUAUAUGUACAAACCGGGAAGUGACACUUCGAUGAACUAUUUGUAGUUCAUGGUGUGAUACUUCCACUCACUUCUGCAAACUGCUUGCACUACUGCUCCGACCUCAGGGGCUGACACAGAUCCCAAAGGGCCCCAGGGGGCCACCAGGGUCAGAAGGUGACCGUAGUGGUUGGAGUGUUAGUAUCCAGGAUUGAUAACUGAGUUGUGUGCAGGACCAGAGGCCCAGAGGCCCUCCAACCAAGCCUCUGCAUGAAGUGACUGUUGAUAUUUCUUACUGGAGAGUCAAAUAAGCACAAGAUGCCGUACAACCAGUAAACAAGAACACAAAAAUACUCCACGGAGAUCCAAACAAACAAACAGACACAAAGCUACAAACAGCCAUAAAUAAACAGAUACAAAUAAUAACAAAUAACGGCUAGACACUAAACGACCACAAAAACACAAAGAAUAGAUAUAAGAUACAUAAAGGGAUGUAAAAUGACAAAAAAAAAUAAAGAUAUCAUUAAUGCAAAGGUAUCAAAAACUUACUACAAAAUGUAAAAUAAAUACUAUACCGAGACACCAAACAAGCACAGAAUUAUGCAAACUGUUCACAAAAUUAUUUAAAAAAAAGCUCUUGCAUAGCGAAGGUAUGGGGGCCUGCAUGUCCUCAUUUCUAAUAUACUUAGUCCAUAGCUGUAGUGUAACUGAAGAUAUAAACAGCAGAUAUUUACUGAUAUUGAUUCAAUUUAUUUAUUUCAUUUAUGACCCGACUUGUUGAAAGAUCUAAUGAUGAUCAUAUAUGUUCACCUGCUGAAUUCACGUCUGAAGGUUCGAGUUCAGCAGAUGAGAGUGGAGCACUUUGUUAUGCCUGUUGUGGAUGAUUUGAUUUUACAUCAGGUAAAAAAGAACACAGGGGAAGGUUAUAACUUUACACUUUUCUGACUUCACUUUGUGAUGAAAUGUAAUUUCAAUCUUUUCCUUUUUCUUGUAAAUGUCUUUAACUGCACAAAAAGCUUAAAAACAACAAUUACAUUUUAUGUAAAUAUAUUCUUUCAGCAUAAUUUCAAUGUAUUGUAUAAUUUAAUUUACAGGGAAUCAAUGAUCUUUUGUACAAUAAAGUUGUUUAUUCUAAGUGUGUUGAGUGUUUCUCCAACAGAUGGCGCUAUCACCACAUGUCACUUGCUCUUUCAUCAGGUAGCUCAUGUUCAAAUAUUUACUUUUAACAUGAAACACUGAAGUUUAAGUUUAAAAUCAGAUUAUAACGUGUGGUGUAGAGAGAGACCAUAGUUUAUCUCGUUAUUAUCAGUUUAAGGAUUUUCAGAUGAAUUGACGUCGUGGCACUUUAAGACUUUUCCUGUGCACUUCCUGUCUGAGAGUCUGUGAUGAUUUGAUACAGAGCUGUGGUUUCCUGGAAGCAGCUACACACUUAUUUGCACGAAACAUAUUUGCUGUUUGCUCAAUGUAUUUGAUCACAGUGUUCUUCAAACAUGAGAAGGUGUGAGAGCACUGACCCACCUGUGAAAAGUAAUAGUCUCCUGAUAGAGGUCAGGACAUUCAACACAGUGGUUUUCUUUGUACUUUAUUUAUGAUUUAAAAUUAAGAUAUUUUGUUCUAAUCAUCAGCAAACUCAAUACAGUUUCAUAGACAACGUGUACGGAAGCUUUGCAAGAAGUUUGACUCAAUGAAAACGACGGGCGGCCCUACUUUUUCUUUUUAAUCUCCUCCGAGGAGCUUAUGUCUUCACCCCUCUGCAUUAGUUUUAAAUUUUGUCGUGUGGAUCACUCUUUUAAUAUUGUUUUUUUUUUCAUAAUUUUUGUUGAUUUCACAGGGAAUAAUUCAUGGAUUGUAAUUUUUAUCAAAUUACACAUGUUUAUAGGACUGAUAUAUGUGUAUGUGUGUAUUUUGGUGCAACUUGAUUGAAUUCAAGGGACUGUUGGGCCUUGAGUGUCCUGGGAUUGUGGCCCACUGUUUGUUUUCUGGUAGAAGGUCGCCUCUAUCCGUUCAAAGCUGUUUGAGAUCUUACUGCCCUGCUCGCCUGUUACACUUAUUCUAAAUGACUUGUUAAAUGUGGGUCGUAGAGCAAUAAACA
Messenger RNA from Platichthys flesus (European flounder), 3438 nucleotides. RefSeq names its product cytohesin-4-like. NCBI's taxonomy places the organism in Eukaryota, Metazoa, Chordata, Actinopteri, Pleuronectiformes, Pleuronectidae. Gene Ontology annotation, biological process: regulation of ARF protein signal transduction. The record is from RefSeq and is a predicted model, not a curated record. Gene Ontology annotation, molecular function: guanyl-nucleotide exchange factor activity. Bases 60 to 1244 code for a protein of 394 amino acids. The transcript has 13 exons.